This is a messenger RNA of Letharia lupina, 1056 nucleotides long. RefSeq lists its product as uncharacterized. Bases 1 to 1056 code for a protein of 351 amino acids. Lineage: Eukaryota; Fungi; Ascomycota; Lecanoromycetes; Lecanorales; Parmeliaceae. The record is from RefSeq and is a predicted model, not a curated record. The transcript has a single exon.
AUGACCAACAAGCAAGGCUUUGCCGCGUACCCACCAAAAGUGAAGCACACCGAGAUCCUAGGAUACGUUGAAGAAGUCAACGGUAUCUUUCACUCUCGCGAUAUCGGUCGAGGCUUCGAGCUCUUCGGGAACGUCUAUCUCGAAUUCGGUGACACCUUCUGCAAUGACAGCAACGGAGAGUUCGUCGGCCUUGCAAAUAAUACCGUGGCAAUCAUCGAGGACACGAACCAACCGCUCAAGAGCAAGUAUCUCGAGGUCGAAGAGAACGGAUUCAUCAAGCCAUUCAUCCCUUUGACGUUCGAAGAGCAGCAGCUUGAGGGUCGUGUGGUUCUCUGGGCUUUUGGCGGGGUGGUCGAGAUGAAGGAUGGCACUGGCCGUCUGUGGUACCAAAAGAGCAUCGAUCAUGGGAGUGGCAAUUUGGAGUACUUCGGUACUGGGGUCGCGAAAGUUAUCGAGAACUACGGUGAAGAGCAACAGCCUAUUGUUCACCGUAUGGACAACCUCACCUUCGGUCCCGAUGAGCCUCGCAUGGGAACAUUCACUGCUAUUGCGGACGGCGACUUCAUCUACCUCUUCGGUGACAGACCCGAUGGCAAGAUUAUCCUUGCCAGAGUCUACGAUGGACGCUACCAAGGUCGUCUAGGAGAGAAGGAAGCGCACUACUACUGGGAUGGAAGCGAUUGGGUACAAGAUUGGGGAAAGGCGGCAGUGGUGAUCGAGGGCAUGCAGCAAGGCGCUAUCGUGCGAUCGAAGCUUUUCGGUGAAGCUAGGCCAUUCGUGUUCGUCGGUACGAGCAAAUGGGCAGACAGUCAGGUCUUCAUGGGUGCGUCAGCCAAGUUGGAAGGCCCGUGGAAGCUCGAGGCUGUGUGCAAGGCAGAGGGUAUCAAGGAGCCUACGAGCAAGGGCAAGUGGAUGUACUGUAUCUACCCGCAGCUUUGGGCUUCAGACGAGGAGAACGCGGAGCUCAUGGUGACUUGGAGCGAGCAGUGCCCGGGUGGUAUUGUCGCCGCUAAGAUCAAGCUGGCUGGCGUUGAAGACGACGAUAUAGGCUCUUGA